Messenger RNA from Racocetra persica, 163 nucleotides. NCBI's taxonomy places the organism in Eukaryota, Fungi, Glomeromycota, Glomeromycetes, Diversisporales, Gigasporaceae. The record is from the annotation of a GenBank genome assembly.
UUUCUGCUCGGCCCCCCAAACAAAUGGCUUACAAUUGACCGUGAUUGCAUUUAUGCGGGAUGUGCUCCUCCUCUCCCUCCUCUUCAGGUUCUUUCUCAAACUUCUGCGCCGGGAGUUGCCAUCGAUUUAUAUGAGAUACAACAGGCAAUUUUUGAUGCUAUGG